CUGCUGGUCUUUUGUGAGAACCUGUGGCAGCAUACGACGUCGAUCCUGGUGUCGCUGUUGGUUUUGUGCGACGCGUACCCGGACAUAGACAUCGCUAGUCUGAGCUAUCACGACUUCGCGUUGCCUGAACAAACACGCAUGACUACAGCAGAAUUUGGGGCCGGCAACCCGAAGAACAAACGCGUCAUUGGGACCAUUCACAUCGACCGAAACGGGGUAGCCUUUCUAGUUGAUAAGACG
Molecule: messenger RNA, 240 nt
Organism: Phytophthora sojae
Lineage: Eukaryota; Oomycota; Peronosporomycetes; Peronosporales; Peronosporaceae
Exons: 1
Source: RefSeq, a predicted model, not a curated record